GAAGCAGGAUUCCUGUUCGAAAAUGUCGAUUUUCCGUUUGCGUUUGCUCGUCAUAAAAUGUUUGCAGAAGAAACAGGAAUUACUAAGGUGAAAACGGUGCGCUUCAGUGAGCAUGAGAAUGACAAGUUGCUUGCAUCUGGCAAUGAUGAUAACUUAAACAAGACAAAGUAUGUGAGUACUCCUGUGGAAGGAGCUCAGCUCCCUCUGAAAACAACAUCCCCGAGUGUGGAGGGCAGAAGUAACACACUAAGUUCUCAUAGUCGAAGUUCUAAGUCAACAGAUGCCAAGACAGAAGACCACAACAUGAAGAUACCAAACUGGAGGAAAAAGAUCUUAAAGUUCUCAGUAACCUUGAUGUUCUUUGUGAUGGCCAUUGGAGUCAUUGUUAUAUGGACGCUGCAUGAAGGCGGUGGUGAAAUCAUGAAGGAAGACGGCCUCUUCACCUUCGAUACAGAUGAACUAGAACUUUUCCUAAAUCUAAGAGAAGAAGAAAAUGCCAUCAAAUUAAAUCUUGGUGGCGUUGAGCUUAAGACACUAGUGAAAGAUACAUCGGUGAAUGACAAAUGUGAAAACCCUUCAAACAAAUACUGCUACGUUCUGGCUGAUGGGACAGCCCUCAAUUUACGGUCUUCACAGAUGUAUGGUGUACAGUGUUACCAUGUCAGCUGGAAGAACCUGACCUCUUUCUUACCAGAAGACUGUCUUGAGCUAAAUCAUGGCUUCUGGUAUGGCUUUGUAAAUAACAAGAAUCCAUCUAGAAACACUUGGCCUAUACAGAAUAUGCAAAUCUCUAAACGGGCAAUACUGACUGGUCACAACAAGGGCAUUGGUGACAUUUAUGAUUAUUAUUGGUUGUCUAGUACAGGAACAACAUUUUAUAUCAUCAAUGAUGUUUCUGUGCAGGUAUCUUUUAAUCAUUCCAACAACAAUUUGUUCUGUCUUUCUCCUGUUUCUAAAGAAACAUCCAGCUCUCUUGAAUAUGCUCUUUGUCAAGGAUCAUCCAUGAAAGAGGCUCACAUUGGUACAUCGAAAAAAUUUGGCUUGCAACCUGCAGUUUCUUUCAAUAAUACAGACCUUGAAUGGAUAAUGGAUUUCAUUUGGGACACCCAGAGUCUUGUAAUAGAGGAUACAAAAGAGUUAAUUGACUUCAUUGUGAAUGCUACAACUAGCUAUAAUCUUAGUUGUAGUUUGAUAGAAAUACCUUUAAAAUUUGUUAGUCAUUUUGGAGAUUUCAAAAUAAGUUCAGACAUUGCAAAGUCUUUGGAGGAGCUUAAAAAUUUAAAAUGUAGUAUGCUGUUCAAUGUGUUCCCUGUCUCUUCAUUUGAGUCUUUGAAUUUUGUUCCUGGUAUAAGAUCCAAGAUGUUUAUUGAAAACUCCUUUAGCGAUGCCACCUAUUUACAAAACUAUAGGGAUACACAAUGUGCAAUAUGGGAUUUGUGGAAUCGUAAUGUACAAAGGUUUCUUUUGAAAGAGCUUUCUAAGCUUAUGGUUAGUUUUAGUAUUCAGAAAUUUAAUUUACUUACUGUACCAUCAGUUGAUAGACUGGAAAAUAACCGGCCAAGCAGAACAAAAGAAUUAUAUACUUAUUGGCUGAAUUUGUUAGGCAAUUUGACAGCAUGGCCCAAUUUUCAAGAAGCAACCUACAGAACUCAAAACAUUCCCUCUGUAAUUGAAAUCAGCUUCAAACAAGUUCCUAGCGAGAAAAAUGCUUCCCAGAUUUGUCUGUCUAACAGUAUUCCAAAUUUACUUACGGUAUCAUUAUAUGGAUACCCUCUCCUUGUUUCAACCUUAGAUUUGUCAACUAUGAAUGAUAACGUAGAUCCAGAAAUACUUUUAAGAUGGCUACAGGUUUCUACUUUCAUUCCAGCAAUGAAACCUCCUGUUGCAGCUUUUAUUCAAAACAAAAACAUUCUCUCAUAUGCAAGUAAUGAAAUUCUUGGUCUUCACAAGUCAAUUUAUAGAGAAAUAGAUCUUCAGAAAUAUUUGGUAAACUCUGACCAGCCCCUUAUCCGACCUAUUUGGUGGAUAACACCUGAUCCAAAAACAUUCACUAUAGCAGAUCAAUUUUUAGUUGGGGAUGAUAUAUUAGUAGCACCAGUUUUCUGCUCGGGUCAGAGGUUUAGAGAUAUCUAUUUGCCAGAAACAGCUGUCAAAAGUGUUUGGCAACACCAUUUCAGAAAUGGGACAAUUAGGAAUUUUGCCGCUGGCGGUUGGUUAAGAAAGUUUCAUGUGGCUGCAUUUGAAAUUCCAUAUUUUUUAAGAAAAGAUGUACAUCCAAUAGCAAGUUCAGAUGAUUAAGGUUGUGUUGUUUUUCCAUAACAUAAUUUCAGUAUGAAUUUCAGGUUUUGAAAUAUUUUAAAGUAACCAAUGAUCGAAAGAAGAAUUUAUAUUACAUUUAUAUUCAUUUUAUGUAAUAUUUAUGUACUGUAUCAGUAGAUGAACUUUUGGGGUUCAGUUUGGAAGGUUAUCAAUUCCAGUUCUAUUUUAUUUUUUCAAAGUUGUUUAUAUAUGAAUAAAAAAAAGUUGUGCUGCCAGCGGGGGAUACCAUAAUGCACUGUUGAAUACAUAUUCAUUAAAGAAUGGUUGUACUGAAAAGGCUGUUUGAUCUUUAAAGUAACGAAAUUACAUUUCUGUGCAAUACUGUAAACAUAUUAUAUUUGGCGGGUACAAUAUUUGGCGGAAAUAGUUUUUGAACAAGUUGGUCUGAAUUUGAAUUAGCAUAUUCCUGAAUGUGCAUGACUAUUCUUAUAAAUAUAUGCAUGGCAUUUAGCGAUGCACUUGAUUUUAGUGGAAGCCACAUUCUGCCGAAAACGUAAAAAAAAGAAUACACAGCCAAAUGUAGUAUGUGUACAGUAUCAAUGAAAUUUGUAGUCAUGCCCAUUAAUGGUGUUCAAUUUGUUAUGAAAACUCAAAUCCUCACCCAUGGAAAGCUGGUUACAUGUUUUUAGCUGUUAGAAAUUGUUCUUCUUGUUAAUGUAUUUUUUCAAUAUGCAUAUAUGCGUACAUGUUUUUCUCUUGCAAUAUGUCUUCAUCAUCUCUCUAGUCAUGGGGAUAUAUUUAGAAUUCUCAAUUCAUUCCAUGCGUUAUAGCUUGUGUGCAGUGAUCUGUUUGGCAUUACCUCCAAUUAUGAACAAAGAUAUGAUGUUCAUUUGUUAUGCAUAAUCAAAUUAUGAGAUCAGGACUGUUAAUUAUUGCUGUUAUCAUGCUUAGAAUGUUGAUUGUGUACCUGUAGUUAUAAGUUUACCUUGUGUAUACAAUUUCUUUGAGAUUUAGCAGUUACUAGAAUAGUAUCAUUGUAAAGAAAUCCUUUUAAAAUUAUGUGUUAAUUUGCUACAAAUUUAUUUAUUGUAUAUUGCUGUGUGAGAUCCAAAUAGCUAUUUUGCUUUAACUAUUUUUUUUUACAUCAUUCAAACUAUGUUAUCCCCAUUGUUACUACUUACAAUUUGUCCUUGAUGUACUACAGUUGAACUUCGAUAUCACGAACACUGAUAUCUCGAAUACAGUUGAUAUGUCAAAGUGAUUUGUAAGUCCAAACCACCAUUUUUUUUUUCAUUUUUUUAACCUAGAUAUCUCGUAUACUCAGAUAUCUCAAAGUUUUUAAACAGUCCCAUCUUGUUCCAGAUUACAAAGUUUGACUGUACAUGUACUUCAGGGAUAGAAAACGAAUAUUAUAUACAUGUUCUGAAAUGCCCCUUUUAUUGUCAAUGAAGAGAGAAAUUUCUUAUGAAGUUUUACAACAGCAAACUGUCUGUCUUUAAAUUACUAGUAAUUCAAAUUAUUGUCAUCACAAAAUGUAGAAUGCAUAUUCUUGCAUUCUUUUCAACUGGCCUAACUUUAUUAAUGGAUCAAUUGUCUUGCACGUCUAUGAGAUCCAUAUUUGUUGACUAAUAAACAAUACAUUAUACAGUUUAGAUUGUAGUGAGAAAGAAUGUAAAUAAGAGUUUUUAGAUUGCUUUUUUGUUUUAAAAUUCUUCAUAUUGUAUUUAUACAUUUUCAAAUGUCUCAAUUGUUUUGAAACUGUUAAAAAAGAAUUAACAUAUGUCAGAAGUAACAUUUUUUUGGUUACUCUAACUACUGUAUAAAGGAAAAUAUUCGCCCCCAUGUUAUAAAUGCCCCUGUGUCUGGGCAAAUUCAAGAUGGGGCGAAACUGGUUUUAAAUGUAGAAGUGCGAAAAUUACGUGGGAUGAAAAUAACCCUGUAUAUAGUAUAGAUCUUUUUUUGUUUUUUGUUUACGCAUAAUAUUUUAUAAAUACUGUAUUAUGUGAUAAUUAACAAAAACUUAGCUUUUCAACGUUUUCAUCUUGAUGAUAUAUUCUUUAGUUUCAAAAACUAUUUUUAUGAUAUAGGAACUCGAAAGUAAAUAUCACAAAAAACCCUAAUAUAUGUACAUUCAAACUAAUAGCAGAUCUUCUUAAACAGUAAUUCAAUUUUAGAAAAAAAAUGUUAUUCUUCGUUUCAAAUAUCAAAUGAGGUGUGUUCUUUGCGAGGUUUUUUCUUCUUUAUACAUGGACUAGUAUAUUUUACAUUUAUGGUUGCAAAUCCAAGUAAGGCAUUUGUGCUUCUCAUUAAUUUUUUUUUAAUUGGAAAUAAGUAACUUCAUUUAGCUUAAUUUUGAUAGCAAAUAGAAGGUAAAAAGGAACAUCUUAAUAACUCAUUUUUUUUUCAUUUUGACAUUGUGUUGAAAAUAUCACUUUUUUGGCAAAUGUGCAGUAAGACAAAGGUAUCUAACAAUUUCCACAUCUUUGAUAAAAUUUCAAACCUGCAACACAAAAUACUCAUAAAUAUUUUCCAACAAUUUUCUCAAAAACUAAGUCUUGCAUUUAAUUAAGUCUUCACAGUCGAAGUGGUAGUUUAGCUAAUAUGAAUUUAUAUAUAUAUAUAUAUAUAUAUAUAUAUAUAUAUAUAUAUAUAUAUAUAUAUAUAUAUAUAUAUAUAUAUAUAUAUAUAUAUAUAUAUUUGGUGCAUUUUACUUUGACAUAUUUUCUUACAUAUAUUGAAUAAUGGAUUAUCAAUAUUCACAAAUAAAUGAGCACAUUUUUAACUCGAAUAGUUAAAAAUUGUUUAAAAAUGCAUAAUUGAUAUUAAAAUAAUCUAUUUACUUCUUGUAGUACAUGUAAAGGAAAUCCAAAAUUAACAUUAGUUUUAGAAUCUUAAGAGGAUAGAGUCUCAGCAAGUUUUUAAGUAUUCAUUAUAAACAAACAAAUUAAGAAACAAAAUAAUAAGAACUCUUUAUUUAGUUCUUGGUAGUUCUACUUUAAUUUUUUUUUAGCAAUUCAAACAAACGUGUUCAGUUUAACAAUGCAUUUUGAAACUUUGAAAACAGUUAUACAUCAACUUGCAUGCAUUUACAUAGAAAUUAUGAAGCCAAUAUUUGAUAUCGGAAUUAUACUUGUGUAUAUAUAUAUAUUAACAAUUAAUAAACCACUUAUAUUUUGCUUUUCUAAUAUCAUUGCAGAUUUAUUCCAUUUCAUAUUAAAUUGCACUCUGAUUAUAUUAUAUUAAAAUACAGAUCUGUACAAUGGCGCUGAACCCUGUGCUUUUGAAGAGAUCGGUAUUUUGAUUAUAUCAAAUGCCUACUGACUUUAGGUGAUAAUGAAACAAUAGCAAUGAUUUGAUGUAUUCAGUCGAUAAGUUUUUAACACUUAAAUUUUUUCAUAAAAUGGAUGUUGUCUUAUAUAAGGGUUGCUUACCAAAAAUUCCUGUAUUCAUUUUUUUUAUAAUGAUGUCUUCAUUCAAUUAUGUACAUUUUUGUUUUUGAACAUUUUGAAAAUUGAUUUCAGUUUGAAACUCUUAGAUAUUAAUGUGAUUUUCAAAAUACUGUGACUUUUGGUUCAGCGAUAUUAUACUAGUACCUUUAAGUUAGCAUUUUACAUGCAAUAUUUAUGAAACGGGUGUUAUUUUGAAAAUGCUGUUGUUAAAUAACUGUUCUAAGCAUGCUGUGCAGUCAAUUAUUUCAAAGGUCAUGAAACGUUUAUUUUGAGUAUAAAGUUAUUUAAACUUGCUAUUUAUUUACUGUAGCUGUUAAAAUUUUUCAAUAACAAUAAACAGUUGAAAAUUG
Molecule: messenger RNA, 6058 nt
Organism: Magallana angulata
Lineage: Eukaryota; Metazoa; Mollusca; Bivalvia; Ostreida; Ostreidae
Product: SITS-binding protein-like
Exons: 3
Coding region: 58-2298 (746 amino acids)
Source: RefSeq, a predicted model, not a curated record